GCUUUGACUCUUCGUCCCGCCCCGCUCUCCAGGGAACAAAACACAGAGAGUGUGGAAAACAGGAAAUGGUCAGAAAAACUGAGUUUUUCACAAGUGAACGCUUUCUCCCACAGGUUACUAACAAAAGUGUAAGGUGCAAAACAUGAGGAAGAUCAGCUUCAUCAUUACAGCAGCCAUAUUGCAAGUGCAAAUUCUGUGGCUCCUUUUUCCUUUUGCAUCAAGCCAAAUAACCACGGUUAUCUUAAGCAAUGGUACCAAGGCAACCAGCCCUUCUCCUGGAAUCGCACUGCAAGGGAUAAACAUUACAGGAGCAGAAAACAGCAGCACCUCUUCCUAUUUUUCUUCUGCCACUCCAGCCUUGAACAACACGAGCCCAUCAACUGAAGCAACAACCACCACUGGAGCUUCACUGCAAAAUGUCACGUCACUAAGUCAGCCUAACAUUUCCACCACGGUGAAAAAUGGCAGCCAGGAUCACACAGGCUUCACAUUAUCUACUAUUCAGAGUAAUUACUCGAUUGCCACCUCUACCAUGAUCACUACAAGACUCACUGAGAAUCAAACUGUAACAUCUAAACCGUUCACUCCACAACAGAGCAUGACUUCUCUGACCAGUCAUACUUCAGUCCAGAACACAUCUAAUAUUAAUGUUGUCGGAUGGUCUGGCCUGAGCCACUCAGAAAUGGUGAUUACUGCCUGUGUCAGCGUCAUCCUCAUAGUGUCUGUGCUAGUUCUUUUAAUGUAUUCAUUAAAUAAGUGUAAGAAAAAGAGAACUCAGUAUUCACACAGACCUCUACACAACUUUACAGAUGAAACAGCUGACCGUUAUCAUGCUCCUGAUGAUACCCUGGUAAUCUCGGGAGGUCUGUAUGAUGGGCCUCGGAUCUAUAACCCAAAUAUGUCAAUCCUGGAGGAAGAAGAUGACAUUCAUGUAGACAAUCAAGCAUUUGGAUCAAAACCUACCCAGUUCAAGUUAGAGUUCCUGCCAGAAGAACAAGAGAGACCCGAAAACACAGGAAUCCCUGCUUUUGGAACAUUUCAAAGUCAAAGUGUCAUUUCCUGAUUAGUAAGAAAAGCAAAAAUGGGUGUUGCAUAUAAGAGUUCAAAAGAUUAAGUAACACAGUCAUUUGCUACUCUGUAUGAGGCAACUGGAAGUAGUGUAGUUAUGCUUGUCUUUGGGAUUAUACAAAACAUGCCAUAUUUUACUUUAUAAUUAAGCAUAAAUUGUGUAGAGUCUGUGACAUUAACUUUAAAGCCAUGAUCUUUAUGUUUAAGCUGUGUUAUCUUUUAGCAAACUUUAAAAAUACGUAUUUUAUGUUCAAAAAUAGGUGUCAAAUUUGAAAAGAUGUUUACUGUUGUGAAACACUCAGAUAGAAGCAGUUUCUAAUCUAAAUACUUUUUUAUUAAAACCACAUUUGCUAAAAAAGAUGAAGCAUAUCUCUGCUACUAAGAUUCUGUUAAAGUACAGGACUGCACAUGCAGCAAAUACCUUUCCAAAAUAUUGGUUUCACCCUCUGUUUGCAUCUGUUAUAUUUGUAUAAAGUAUAAACCAAUAAAGAAAUUGAACUGUUUAUACUCUAGUAUCCUGAGAGGAUUUCUUAAACUUCUUUGGGCACCAAACUGUCCCUCUCUCCCCAUGAUUCCUUUGAGAGGUUCACUACUACCAACUGGAAGUAAAUGGUGUUUUCUAAUUAUGUUUGGUGAAACUAGUGAUGGCACUUCCCUAUUCCACCUUAUGGCAUUUUCCUGUUUUUAGAUCUAUUUAAUUAUCCUAAAUAAUCCUGUGGUUAGAACUUUUCCAGAGUCCUUCCUUAAACUUGUCGUAGUAUUUAAACUGUUUCAGCAUUUCAAAUGUUAUUGCUCUCAAAAAAAUAUUACUAUCUUCACACAAAAUUCAAUCACCUGUCUACAAAGAGGCAUCCAUCUAGUCUAGACUAGAAAUACACAUUUUACAUUUAUUCUUUCCUGUUAGUUGUAGUAAUAGUAGCUGUUCUGUUACAUGUACAAAUUAAAGUGAAUUUAUUUAUAUGUCCAACCAAAAGUCCACACAUUUCAGCACAUGAUCAACAAAAAUGUAUUAACAUUGCCAAAUUAACGAGAAUAGCCAAUCUAAACUGAGAUUUCCAUUUUAAGAAACAUACCACACUAUUAAUGUUCUGCACUGUCUGACAGAGAUCCUCACACCAAGGAAAAAGUAUACACAUAGCACACUGUAAAUGCUUCUUUCCAUUUAAAUGUUUGUUAAAUAUAAAAAUAUCACAAUAUAACUCAUAUUAGAAGGCAUUAUUUUUAUUAGUAUUUCUUUUUUUAACGAUCCUACAACCAGAUGAUCUUCAUUGCUGCUAUGAUAAACCGAGUUUAAUGUAAACCUGCUGGAUUUUCCUCAUUGGCUUUUUUAAUUCCAUAGUAUUUUUACCACUUGAAUAGACCUAUGUGACAAGUCCUUUUUGUGAAUAAUAAUAAAAACCUGAUUGCCUUAUUAA
Polypterus senegalus (gray bichir) is the source of this 2483-nucleotide messenger RNA. Its product is annotated as sialomucin core protein 24-like. Bases 143 to 1063 code for a protein of 306 amino acids. Lineage: Eukaryota; Metazoa; Chordata; Cladistia; Polypteriformes; Polypteridae. The record is from RefSeq and is a predicted model, not a curated record. The transcript has 4 exons.